AUGGAUAUGAAUACCUUGAGCCCCAAGCUCACCGUCCUCCUAACCCUUCUCCUCCUCCUACAUUCCGCCGCCGCACCGGAAAACAGCCCGACAACUACAAUCCCCUUGCCGGAAAACCCCUCCAACACCACCGCCACCUACGGGCCGUGGCUGAGGGGAAUAAUCAAGAAUCCCCGGCGGAUGGGCUGCCGCCGGAGGCCGUGGAUCUGCCGCCAGGACGACACCCCGAGGGUCCGGCGGCGCUGCUGCCGGAACCGCUGCGUGGAUGUGACUUCCGACCCCAACAACUGCGGCCUCUGCGGGAUCCGCUGCCCCUUCACGUGGCAGUGCUGCAGGGGAUUAUGCUCCAACACCAACCUCAGCCCGUUCAACUGCGGGGGCUGCGGCCAGAGGUGCUUUUUCCCGAGGUUUUGCUUCUACGGGAUGUGUGGGUACGCGCAGCCACUGCCGCCGUUUCCGUUCCCGCCAAGGCCGAGGCCCUACCCGCAGUCGCCGGCCGCCUGA
Messenger RNA from Striga hermonthica, 504 nucleotides. NCBI's taxonomy places the organism in Eukaryota, Viridiplantae, Streptophyta, Magnoliopsida, Lamiales, Orobanchaceae. The record is from the annotation of a GenBank genome assembly.